Molecule: messenger RNA, 2790 nt
Organism: Sebastes umbrosus (honeycomb rockfish)
Lineage: Eukaryota; Metazoa; Chordata; Actinopteri; Perciformes; Sebastidae
Gene: plag1
Product: pleiomorphic adenoma gene 1
Exons: 3
Coding region: 387-1835 (482 amino acids)
Source: RefSeq, a predicted model, not a curated record
GGGACUGUGAGUGACAUUAUAGUGAAAGUGGCAGCAAUUUACGCGAAUCAAAAGAAAGAGAGCAACGAGUGGGCGGGACUUGUAGUGGGCGUGGCUAAGCCCCCUAGUGCGGUUGCAUCGCAGCGCAUACACACAAUGGCUGCUCGAAAGAGAGGAAAGCAAACAAUUUUCAGGCCCGUCGCGUCUCGCGAAAAAUAUGAGAAAAAAAUUAUUAAAAAUUCGGAAAAUAGUUGAAAGUGGAGAAAAACCCGACAGGAAGGAUGUUAAAGCGACUGGGGCCCCUGCGUCCGGGCGGUGUUGAGCACAUAGAACUGGAUAGAAUAAUUGCAUCAGUACUAGUCGGGCUCUGUGCCCCUGUCCAUGUAGCCGGUCAGCCUUAGAGUGCCAUGGCCACGGGAACCCAGGGCCACCGUGACCACGUCCUGGAGAGAACCAAGCUCGCGCCGCCGCCCACGGGGAGGCGCAGGAGAGCAGACGGGAAACCAAAAAAGAACUUCCCUUGCCAGGAGUGUCAGAAAGCUUUCAACAGUCUGGAGAAGUUGAAGGUGCACUCGUACUCUCACACAGGAGAAAGACCCUACCGCUGCUCCCACCCCGACUGCACCAAGGCUUUCGUCUCCAAAUACAAGCUGCUACGGCAUAUGGCAACUCACUCGCCAGAAAAAAACCACAAGUGUUCAUACUGUGAGAAAAUGUUCCACCGCAAGGAUCACUUAAAGAAUCACCUACACACUCACGACCCCUACAAGGAGGCGUUCGCCUGUCAGGAGUGUGGCAAGAGCUACAACACCAAGCUGGGCUUCAAACGCCACCUCGCCCUCCACGCCGCCAACAGCGGAGACCUCACCUGCCAAGUGUGCCUGCAGCCAUUCCCCAGCACCGGAGUCCUCCUGGAACACCUCAAAACGCACGCCGGCAAGUCCUCUGGUGGGACCAAAGAGAAAAAGCAUCGCUGCGAGGACUGCGAGCGGCGGUUUUACACCCGCAAAGAUGUGCGACGCCACAUGGUGGUGCACACCGGAUGCAAAGACUUCCUCUGUCAGUACUGUGCCCAGCGCUUCGGGAGGAAGGACCACCUGACGCGUCACGUGAAGAAGAGCCACGCCCGGGAGCUGCUGAGGGUCAAAACGGAGCCGGCCGAUUCGCUGGAGCCCGUCGUCUACGACUUGGCGUCCGGGGGCAUCAAGGGCGAGCUCCCGGGAAUGCUGACGCCGAGGCCGCCGCACCAGUUCAACAUGUACGCGGGCUCCGUCCUGGACACAGAGCCCUUCCCCACCGCCACACACCCGUUUUCUUUUAAGUACCCACUGGGCUCCAACUUUACCUCAUACGCCGUCUCCUCUCAGGAGCGGGAGCAGAAUCUAAAGGGAGAACUGGAGACCUACCUGAUGGAGCUGCAGAACAGCAUGCCCUCCUCAUCCUCCGCAGCCCAGGAAGCCCAACUCUCCUCCUCCAAGCUCCAGUUGGAGCCUCAAGUGGGCGUGCUGGAGGCGGCGGGCGGGGGGGCGUCCAUGUCUAAAAUAUCCACGCCGAUGGCCGCGGGCGCCGCGGGCGACUCUCUGGCCUCAUCCUCUUCUCUCAUGGACUUCUCACAGCUUUUCAACUUCCUGCCACUCAACGGGCCCCCGUACAACCAGGCGGGGGGCAGCGGCGGGGGGGGGCAAGGCGUGGCCUAUCCGCCCAACGAAGAGCCCACGCCUCUCGUCCAGCUGCCCCCCCAGCCUCCCGAAGGCCCAGAGGCUGCUGAGAGUCCUCUUCAGAGGCUCUCCUCGUCCUUCAUAUCCAACCUGAGCUCACCCACCACACUGCCCCGCUUCCACCAAGCCUUUCAGUGAUCCAGUAUGUAACUGCACCCGGCACACACAUACUGACACACACACAUACUGACACACACACACACACACACACACACACACACACACACACACACACACACACACACCCGGAGAAACCCAAACAACACACUAGUAAUACAAGAUAUCAGCACUUCUGUCCAUUUAAUAUGACAACAUGAGCAGACACAUGGUAAUCAGCACUGAGAGCAGCACACACACACACACACACACACACACACACACACACACACGGUUUGGCUUAAUCAGCAUUCUAAUGGCUACUGUUGGGUUGAAUUAUUUUCACCUUAAGCUUUUUAUUGACGAGUCGGCAGAUCUUCCCCACCACUGUUCUCUAAUGAUGUGUUCACAUGAUCGCAGAAAAACGAUCCUCUUGUGCUGCGUGGAUAUGCAAAUACAAUAUCCAUAAUUCUUCUGUUUUGAUUACCAAGAAAAACGACUUUUCCUGCAGGCUACAACAUACUUAAACAUCUUUAACGGUACCCCCCGGCAGUAGAAAACGUGCCACCUGCACGUUAAUAGAGCAAAAUCUGUUUUUCUGCAAUAAUGUGAACGUGUCUGACCUGUGACUGUGAGAGCUGGGUCAGGUUAAACAUGAGUUAGUCUUUUGGGAGUUGGAGAAUAUCACAUAGAUGAAUGCUAAUAGCAAUAGCAUCCCCGAUGCUUUAGGAUAGAUUGACCUCAGUAAGCAGAUUGUUGUUCAUACAGCACUUUGAACUUUAUGAUGUCAUCAGAGUCGACCUUUGUUUUUUGUCUUUCUUAUUUGUGGUAGGGACCAAGUUUAGCUUUAGUUUUGGAUUGUUUUUGCCCGUUUACGUAACUGAUAAUGUACAGCGAGCGAGCCGUUCAUUGUUGUGAAAGAAUUCCCGACAGCGUGAUGCUGCACCCCGACGCGAAGUAAGGGGAUUCUUUCACAGCAAUGACCCGCUAGCUGUAC